AUGGAGUUCGAUACCCCAGUUGAUGUUUUAGAUCUACUUUUUGAUGACGCUAGUGGCUUGUUGAAAGAUGAUUUCAUACAUAUGGACACUGGGAUUAACAAACAUGGAUAUUUUGGGUUGACUCCCACAGAACACAUAAAUGGUACAUACAACAUCAACUUUGGUGACUUAGAUCUUCUGAGUGACAACUUAUUUGAGGACCUCAUCCAAGCAGCGGAACCAAAUACUUUCCUGGAUGGAGAAUCUCCAGACAGAAGCACAGCUUUCCUUUCAGACCAUGACUACCUUGCACACAAGUCACCCAGCGAACACAGUGACAGCGGCAUAUCUGUCGUCUCAGAUGAGUCACCCUCCAUGUUGAGACUCAGCACAAGCUCAGACAAAAAUGCCACUGAAGAUCAAUUAGAGCUCUAUACUUCAUCUGAGUCUUCGCUGACCUGUAACGGUCAAGUUGCAAGUUUGUAUGAUCCUUCCCUGACCAAGGUAGCAGAUUCAAACUUUGAUUACACAAAUGAUGAAAUAUCUGACACUUUUAAUGAAUUUGGUCACACAGCAAAGGAUGAUGAUAUUUCUAUAGACUUUGAUUUUGAUAGUCUUGAUUCAGACUUUCAAUCAACGCAAGUUCACAGUCAGGGGACUCAGUCACUUCUGGUUCUUGCUGAGUCUAACAAGCGGGUUUUCUCCUUGCAGAAGACUAAUAAAGGAGAUGGGACCCUGCCUUACACAAUGAAAGAUGUGGACCCAGGUGUAAUAAGUUGUGGAAAUUUUCCAGAACUCCAUCUGUCGGAUGAAGAGAAGGAGUUGCUGGCCAGAGAAGGUGUUACGCUUCCUACCAAUCUCCCUCUGACUCGUGAUGAGGAGCGUGUCUUAAAGUCUGUCAGGAGAAAGAUCCGAAACAAGAUUUCUGCGAAGGAAAGCAGAAAACGGAAACAAGGAUAUGUUGAGGGGCUCGAACAACGUGUCAAAGUGUGUACUCUAGAAAACCGUGACCUGCAGAAGAAACUUGACACUCUGGAGAAACAAAAUAUGUCUUUGAUGGCUCAGCUAAAACGACUUCACUCGGUUUUUGGGAAAUCCAAAAUUCCCGCUCAAGCUUCUACUUGUGCAAUGGUUUUGAUGCUGUCAUUUGCGUUGUUCCUUGUUCCAACAUUUAAUCCAUUUGGCUCCAGUAGCGAGAACCACAGUACAGUGUCCUCAACAAAUUCACCAGUCAGGGGUAAAGCACGCAAUUUACUUGAGCAUGAUGGGACUGGUUCCACUGGCAAUGAUGAUGAUGAUCCAUAUGGUGUUAGCCCUCGUCCAAGCUCCCCCUGGGAAGUACAGACUCCAGUACUAGCAUUAGCUGGCAAAAAGAGAGAAGUUCUCAGGCAAGACGAUGCAUCUUAUGUGGAGCCAGACAUUGCUGACCUUGCCAAGAAAAUAUCACCAGUGUUAGCAGGAGAUAUCCAGUUGGACUUGGCCAGUAGAGUUCAGGAUUAUACUACUGGUGUUAACAAAAAUUACACUGAAAGUGUUAUUACAGAUCAAAACUUUGCAGACAGAAACUCUGAAGUUGCAGCAGAAAGCUAA
Candidula unifasciata is the source of this 1569-nucleotide messenger RNA. Lineage: Eukaryota; Metazoa; Mollusca; Gastropoda; Stylommatophora; Geomitridae. The record is from the annotation of a GenBank genome assembly.